GGCACGGACAUGACGGAAGUGACGGAACAUGGAUAUAAAUACAGUUUUUACUUCCGUUUCAACAGCAGGAAUUUGUCGGUAAGCUCACCCCGGCUUAAUUCGUACUUCACCCACCGAGUUUCGUCUGACUCCGCAAACAUUGGACGAAGUUAAGGAAUUACAGGAACGGGCGGAGACGAAUAAGGUAUAGGAGGCUGUAAAAGCUUGGAACCUAGCAGACAUCAAACCAAGAGGGCGCCCCACACAAGGAAUUACAGGAACGGGCAGAGACAAAUAAGGUAUAGGAGGCUGUCAAAGCUUGGAACCUAGCAGACAUCAAACCAAGAGGGCGCCCCACACAAGCAGAGCUGAAAUAUACCGACAAACUACUGAGUACCAGAUUUAUUGACUGCAGUCAGGAAGAGAACAUUGUUGAACAUAUCACAUCAUAUCAAGUCUUGUAAGAUGUCGCCAAAGGACCGAGCAGACCAGGCGGAGCAGCGCUCACCUCUCCGUCUCCCCAACAAGAUCUCUGACGCUUCUCCAACCAUUACAAGCCAGCUAAGAUGCAGCAUCAAAGAGGAGAUAGAAGAACACAGGCAAGACGACACCUUGACUCGUUUCUUCCUUCAGAUGGCCACCUUCACCUCUCUCCUCCCUCCACACUGGGAGAGCUACCCGUCGGACCUUAAGAUGUUCCUGGAGAAGGAGAUGUUUGACCCAGUCCUGGGUCACAUUCUUCAGUCCGAGGGCUUGAUGAACUGGUGCCCCUCCGUCAGGAAAGUGUAUCCAUUGAUAACUCCAGGUGAUGGCAACUGCCUGCUGCACGCCGCCUCCCUGGCAAUGUGGGGGAUCGAAGAUGAUGAACUGGUUCUGCGUACCGCCCUCUUUCGGCUUCUGAGGGACGACAGAAACGAGAGGAACCACAUGCGGUGGCAGAGGGAGCGCAUGAGAGCAGAUGCCGGUAUCCCAGGCAGUGGUCUUAUGUACAAUACCACAGAGUGGGACAGUGAGUGGGAUCUCAUUAAAGAGCUCGCAAGUCCUAAACGACGCCCGAUGACAGCACAUGGGCUCCCCUACGAGAGCCUGGAGCAGUUUCACGUCUUCAUGUUGGCCAACAUGCUGCGUCGUCCCAUCAUCGUAGUGGCCCAGGACAUGAUGCGCAGCCAGUGGGGUCACUCCAUCCAGCCCCAGGAUGUGCAGGGGAUCUACCUUCCACUCAACUGGGAUCCCGCUGUCUGCUGUCGCUAUCCCAUUCUCCUCGGUUUCCACCAGAACCACUUCACCCCGCUGCUGUGCACGGCCAAGCUGGACUCGGAGGACGACCUGGACAACUAUCUCUUUCCCAUCGUCCAGCAAGACUACACCCCGAUGAAGGUGCAUUUCUUGGAGGAGGAAGAAGAAAAGUUUGUUGAUAGCCUUCUCCAAAAGUACCUGAUCAUCGAAGAGAUCACCCACAUUGGGAAGAGUCUCAGCCGAGCGCAGGAGCUCCCAGGAGCUCGACUUGUUUCCCAAAACAGCCAUCCUGAUCUUGAUCUCAUGAUUCCCUACCUUGCACUUGCUGAGACCCAUUACCGGCACUACUUGGAGGGGGAAUAUGGAAACACCGUUGAGAGUACUCCAGCGAUUGAAGCAAGAGGAAAGGCAGAUGUUGCAUUGGGGAAAGACCCACAGAAGCUUCAGUCAUUGCAGGAACAGCCAAGAUCAUUUCCAUCUUACAGCAUCCCUACAGGUCCCCAGCCAGGCAAGACUUCAUGGUCUGGCCAAGGAGCACCCGUGGGUCAGCCAUCAGAUGCAACCCACAACGCAGGAUUCGUUGCCUCCAAGAACCUUCCCUACAAAAGGGAAUUCUCUCUGGUCGAACAGUCCUGCAAGACAGAAGGGUGUGUCUACUAUCGCUCUGUCAGCACUGGGGAGUAUUGCCAUGAGUGUUCCCAAAAGCAAAGCCAGGGCAACAAGUGUCAGGGGGAGGGAUGCCUUAACCCAGCUGAACAGGGCUGCCAAGGGCUCUGUCGGGUCUGCUUUGACCAGAAGAAGCUGACGGAAGACCCUAUGGUCAACGCCACGGCUCCUUCAUUGAGCAAAAUGAGUUUAGAUCCUAAUGUCAACGUUGGGCCAUCUAAGAGAGAUGUGGAUAGUCGUUAUUGGUACGGCAAAGGAGACGAUGGACAGAAUCCUGGAAGCAACAUCCCAACAGAGCAGGGACAAAUGCCUCCCCACCUGGGGGUAUCUUCUACAGGAUCUGCAGGGUUGGCAGUUAGAAGGAAGGAGCCAGUGCUCGAAAAGGCAGGUCCAACCCAGGGUCUAGCAAAAAGUCCAGACAAUGAACUCAACUCCAUGAUUGUCCAUCAGAAGCUGCCAACCAAGAAGUGCAUCAUGCCAGAGUGUCCCUUGACCGGAGAGCCCACCAAGAAUGACAUGUGCAGCAAAUGCUACGCUGAGAACCUCCAAGUGGAGCAGGAAAUAGAAAAGUCAAAGAUGCAUAGGCAACCUGCAACUGUGGAACCCCCUGCUUACUCCGCAUUAGCGACAGCCGCCUGUGCAGCCAGCAGCAGCGCAAGUGCACUCCCACAAGCCUCAGCAGCUGCAGCAGCCUCCGGCAAGUUGUUGUAUCCGGAGAAGAAGCCAACCUUCACUGUUCAAAAGAGCAUCUGUGCCACCGCUGGCUGCUCGGGAAUCCGUCUUGACAAGCCACCAUAUAACGGAUACUGCAUCAGCUGCUACAACCAGAAUAAUAAUAUCCCCAACCAGGCCACAACUGCUGAAGUGAGAAACCUAGGAAUCUCAAAGAAUCAGGUCAACCCCAAUCUCAUCCAAAAUGGAAGAAGCCAAGACCAGUUUAGACCAACAGGCCCCAGGGGAAUUGAUAAAUAUUAUAGUACCGCACCACAAGCAAAACAGGCCGAGAGACGCUCGGGAGAAGCCCAUCAACCACUUAUUUACCAAGCUGCAGCUAAAGUUGAAACCACUACCGAGAGUCCAGCUCCUCAGUGCGCUGGUCGUCGAUGCAACAAUCUGGCUGCCCCACCCAAGUUCAUUCUGUGUGAGGAGUGCAUUCCAAUUGCAGAGCUGUACAAACAGGAAGGUACAGGUGGAUCUGUCGAUAAAGAAGCAGUCCGCAGUGCAGCAUUGGAGCCCCAACCAGCCGAACUGAAUCAACCAAACGACGCUGCUAAGCAAGUAGCUGAACCUCCUGGAAGUACCCCAUCUUUGCUCAGCAAGACAGCAGCUGGUUUCAAGAACAUCCGUGUCCAACGUGUCAAAUGCCAAGUGCCCGGAGGAUGUGCAGAUGAUAUGUACGGUGAUCCAGCGUUGAAUAAUCUGUGCUCUCGCUGCUCCGCAAAGAUGUUGAUGAGACGUACCCGCACCAGAGCAUCUCCCCCACUUAAUCAAGCCGAGCCCCGGCCGACCCAAUCCCCUGUCCACCAGUACCACACGGCACCAUUAAGCCCCUCCCCCCGCAUCGGCCAAGUCCCACCCAGGGCCCAGACAGAGUUCCUGUAUGCCGGGCCAGAGAGAGGCCAAAGAGAAUUAGGGAUCCAGAAACGACACACCUUACCGGCCAACUUUCAGAAGUGUGCCCAGCCCAAGUGCCCGAACCAAGCCAACUUGCAGAUCCUUGAUGGGUUGUGCAACACCUGCCACCGGGUCUACCGGAACCAGGGCUACGCUCCUGAACCCUUGCCAAUCAACCCUGACCCCCUGGUUGGCAACAGAGGGCGCUAUGCCCAGCCGAUGGUGCCAGAGGCACAGUUUUACCCGCCGGGUUACAGCUCCAGGGAGGAGAAGAUUCUGAAUAUCGAGUCCGGUCCCAGAAUUCCUCCGAGGCCGGAACGCAAUCGCACCGACAUGGGUUGCCUUAGCGAGGGAUGCACUAACUACGGUAACCCCCGUUGCCAAGGUUACUGCAACAGCUGCUUCAGACUUCUCAAAAAUUAGAAGCCAUAUGGAGCACAGCCCAAGCGUCAAAUUUUUUGGCAUUCAGGUAAUUUGCCCAAACUAAUACGGAAAGAACUGUAAAAGCAACCCUGUGGAUGCAUGUACAUAUUUAUCGCGCGAAGGAAGAGGGAAGACAUGUGUUGAUAUUUUGCUUUUUAUUAAGGACUUACUAGCAGAGCAAUUGUUAAUGCACGUUCAUAGCCACGCGUGUUAAGCUAACAAAUGAGGCAAAUCUUUGAAACUGAUAAUUGUGUUGGACCUACAAGUCAGAAACAAUGUCAUACAAAUUAUGAUUCUAAAGUUUUGGUUUAUUUGACAAACAAGUUAUGAGUGAUUUUUUAAAGUAGUUUAUAUUUGUUAUCUCAUAUGUAUAUUUAUACACAUGUUGUUUAUAAAGGUCUAAUUACAUAGCUGACACACAGACUGAAAUGUUCUUAAUGGAAAAGCAGCAUUAAUAAGUUAAAAUUAAAAGCUGUUUUGCAAAAACAGAGCGCUAUACAGAACAUUUACCCUAACUCCCUAGGCAUUUGCUAGGAUGUAAACUGCGAAAUCCUCCAACUGCCUUCAUGUAAAAAUUGCAUACAGCCUCAAUCCUCCAAAAUCAUCAGUUAUUUUUGUUUAAUGUGGUCCUUGGAAGGGUGACCACUGCCUCGAUCCUGCAAACUCCUCCAGCAUUCCCUGUCAAUAUGUUGAGGCAAAGCCAGUGACACCCUGGAGCAGUGUGGAGGAUUUCAAGUGUAAUAUAGACCUAAGUGUAUGCAUGGUUGAGCAUUAACAACACAAGGUCAAGUUUAAGACCUUGAAACAGUGCAUCCUCAGAAAACGGCCACAAAACUUUGCCAUAAAGCUAGUCAAUCCUGCAAAGUCCUGCAUUUUGUAGAGAUGAGUUGGAGGAUUUGGGAAGGUUAGGAUUAAUGAAACUUGUUCCAUUUAACAGUGGCAGCAAAAGGAAUGAAUUUUGUAAAUAAUAGCUUUAAUUCAAGUACUUCUCUUAGUGCACAAUACAGCUACAUUUCAGUAAUUCCAUGGUGAAGAAUCGGCUAAAUAUUCAUUUUAUGCAUUUACACAUGUAAUUAAUUCUUCGCAUUUAAUCAACUCUUUGUACUUAAUUCGCAAUAACUUGUCAUUUCCUUUUCGAAGGAUCAGCUUUUCCCAAGUACAAUGAUUGUAGUUUACUAAAUUAGUUAUAGGGUUGCACAAAACGUCUGUAUGCUGGUAAUUGUUUGCUGUACAUAAGCAGACUAUAAUGAUUGUCAUGUAAUAUGAUUAUUAAUAUUUUCUUUUUUUAUUCAUAAAUACCUAUGGCAAUUUACCCAAUCCCAUUGGUCAAGAGCUUGUCACGUGGCCUGUUUUAAAUGGUUGAUAGAGACUGGCUGGCUGGUCUUAAUUGCUUUUCCAGUGUCACAGGAAAUUGGGACUCCGUUGAAUUUGAAAUCCAGUUCCUGCACCGUGUUAUUGGUUUGAACGUUCACAAUCCUCAUGUAGUAUGCAAUACCACCAGUGAGUAAGAAUUUCAUAGUCCUAAAUGCUCACUGCACUGAUGUUGCGUGAAUUUAGGUUGUCUGUAAUACGGGCUAAUUGGUGGUGUUGCACAUGCUCAUGCAUAGAUAAUUAGGAGAGGGACCGGUCACAUAAGAGGGUUUAACCAAUAAAAGGGAAAAGUAGUCCGAUUUUCACAGGAGUCUGAUUUUCAUAUCACACCGGCACAGCUGUGCUCUGCGCCACAUCGCGUAGUACGCAGAUCUCCAUAUAGGGAGUUGUUUAUUCAAUUCAAUUCAAUAGACAUUUAUUUCUAUACAUUGCAGAGAAAAUAGAAGAAUGAAUAAUAAUGGGUAAGAUAAUUAAACAAAUGCAUGGAGGCCAAUACACAGAAAGCAACAGCUUGUUACGGAAGGCCUAGAUAUUUACAUGUAUACACUACAUUCAGAAGAAUUAAAUAAGAACAGUGAGCAGUAAAUUAACACAAAAGUAGUCAAUAGUACAAUACUUGUAAUGUCAAAUCAAAUCAAAUCAAAGGCGAAUGCAGAUGGACAAAACGCUGACAGAACAGAGAGACAUAACUUUACAUAAUAUAGCUAGAGGAAUGUUACGAAAAACAUAAAGUAAAAUUGUUGAGCAAAAUCGUUGGAAAUUUAUACUUUUUACUUAUUUUGACCGACAAGUUUUGAUUUUUUUUUUUUGCCGAAAAGGCCUUCAGCUCGGGUAAGUAUCAGCAUCCAGACUCCAACUGAUUUUAAACUUAGUGUUUCAAGUUUCAUACCGGCCAAGCACACAUUAAUUCCCUUAUGAUGAAACUCUCACGGCCAAAAGUCCCAAUUGCGGUUGAAUGUGCAUUUCAUUAAUUUAAAAAGUUAAAAAAGUUACACAAUAGUCACUUAAUUUCAAUUUAUAUUAUAUGUAUAAGUGUCGUAUAUAUUAUUUGUAUAUAUUCUGUGUCUUUUCCUUAAUUUAACAGUUUUGGCCUGCAGACAUUGCAAUUUGUCGAUUAUUACUUUGACUCUGAAACACAUUUUUCGUUUUGGUGACUUUGAUUUAAAUUUGAACCAGGUUUGGAUAAAUGGUGGACCUUUCAAUUCAACACAAUUUGCUCCCAAAAAUGUCAAAAUAUCAAAAAGAAAAAUUAGAGGCAUUCAAAUACAGGAUGUUAAUUGGUUUCUAAAAUGUUAAGAAUUUCAAAGAUUUGUCUCUACUCAGAAAUAAAAUAUUAAACAGAUCAUUAGAAUACAGUUACUGUAAAAACA
This is a messenger RNA of Patiria miniata (bat star), 6659 nucleotides long. Its product is annotated as tumor necrosis factor alpha-induced protein 3-like. Gene Ontology annotation, biological process: protein K33-linked deubiquitination; protein deubiquitination involved in ubiquitin-dependent protein catabolic process; positive regulation of Wnt signaling pathway. NCBI's taxonomy places the organism in Eukaryota, Metazoa, Echinodermata, Asteroidea, Valvatida, Asterinidae. Gene Ontology annotation, cellular component: nucleus; cytoplasm. Gene Ontology annotation, molecular function: DNA binding; cysteine-type deubiquitinase activity; K63-linked polyubiquitin modification-dependent protein binding. The transcript has 9 exons. The record is from RefSeq and is a predicted model, not a curated record. Bases 445 to 3918 code for a protein of 1157 amino acids.